Pichia membranifaciens NRRL Y-2026 is the source of this 340-nucleotide messenger RNA. RefSeq lists its product as hypothetical. The transcript has a single exon. NCBI's taxonomy places the organism in Eukaryota, Fungi, Ascomycota, Pichiomycetes, Pichiales, Pichiaceae. The coding region runs from base 20 to 292 and encodes 90 amino acids. The record is from RefSeq and is a predicted model, not a curated record.
AGCCAACAAAAUCAAUGGUAUGCCUGGUAUGCCUGGAAUGCCUGGAAUGCCUGGAAUGCCUGGAAUGCCUGGAAUGCUUGGUAUGCCUGGUGUGCCUGGUAUGAACGGUAUGAACGGUAUGAACGGUUUGAGUGGCAUGAAUGGUGUGAAUGGUAUGAAUGGUAUGAAUGGUAUGAAUGGUAUGAAUGUUGUUAACAACCAAAACAUGUUGAACAUGAAUGGUGUGAAUGCAGUUAAUAAUUUUUCAAAUGGUAGAUCUUUACCAAGAAGUCGUCCUCAGACACCAUAUUAAGGUAUCUACUUGAUGGGUGUUCCCAAAAGGGUGAAAAACAUACCGCUA